GUAGCGCUUGAACUCUAAUGAGGUUCAGAUGUUUGUCAUCAGAUAACAAGAGAAAGAGAAGAUAUUCGUUGUGAAGAUUAGAGAACAAAAGGAAGAUUGUUUCGGUUUCCAAGAUGCUAACACGUUCAUAAUGUGCGAUAGGAAUUACGAUCUUUAAGUAUGGAGCCAAAAACUGUAGUUCAGAUAAGGUAUUGCUGUAUUUCAUACGGCGAAGUAAUUUUGGUGUCUCAUCAAACUGAAGCAGAAAAUUAUACUCCAAUGAUCCAUUCAGUAUUACGGACCUUGAACAGCACAGAAGACAAGAAGUUAGCAUUCCCAGUUGACAGCUUUCAGGUUCAUGUUUUAAUCGAAAAUGGCAUAGCAUUUACUUGUGUGACAUAUUUAACCAGAAAACAUUAUCUUCCGUUCUCAUUUCUGGAUGCAUUAAAGGAGAAGUUUCUUGAGGUUCCUAGUCUAUGCAGUAGGGCUGUGACAGCAAGUGAAAAUGAAUUUGACAGGGACUUUUGCCCUGUCAUGGCUUCAGUAGUGUAUGACUUUAACAUUGGACGAGGUGACAAAGUGUCUAAGCUUCGUGCCCAGGUGGAAGAUGUGAAACAAAUUAUGUUAGACAAUGUAGAUAAGGUAAUAGGGCGUGGUGAAAGGUUAGAUGACUUACUGUCCAAAACAGAAGAUCUGGAGUCACAUGGUACAGUUUUUCGUCAAGGAGCCCGUGACAUCAGAGUUAAAAUGAGGUGUAAGAACCUUAGAAUGUGGCUUGUGAUUGGUGGAUUGCUGACACUUGUGCUUACCGUUACUAUUUUAUCGGCUUGUGGUGUGAUACAUUGGUGAGAUUUCAUGCCUGCCAUGUGUUUGAAUUAUCAAUGUAUGAUACAUGUGCCGUGCUUAAUAUUUGGUUCAUUAUUUUGUCUGGAUUAAUCAUGAUGUGGAAUUUUAGUAUCGAAUGAACUGGAAAGGGUACUUGCCAUUUCUCUGCAGAUAAUGAACACUAAGGUGAUGAAACCUUUAUAUAACUUUUUUUAUCAUACCAAAAAUAUUUGUAAACUUCAUAUAUUUAAUUACAUUUUGCAAAGUUA
Cryptotermes secundus is the source of this 1073-nucleotide messenger RNA. Its product is annotated as vesicle-associated membrane protein 725. Gene Ontology annotation, cellular component: membrane. NCBI's taxonomy places the organism in Eukaryota, Metazoa, Arthropoda, Insecta, Blattodea, Kalotermitidae. The transcript has 4 exons. The coding region runs from base 160 to 828 and encodes 222 amino acids. Gene Ontology annotation, biological process: vesicle-mediated transport. The record is from RefSeq and is a predicted model, not a curated record.